Suricata suricatta (meerkat) is the source of this 3835-nucleotide messenger RNA. It is a transcript of the gene CWC22, whose product is annotated as CWC22 spliceosome associated protein homolog. Gene Ontology annotation, molecular function: RNA binding; protein binding. NCBI's taxonomy places the organism in Eukaryota, Metazoa, Chordata, Mammalia, Carnivora, Herpestidae. Gene Ontology annotation, cellular component: catalytic step 2 spliceosome. Gene Ontology annotation, biological process: mRNA splicing, via spliceosome. The transcript is spliced from 26 exons. The record is from RefSeq and is a predicted model, not a curated record. The coding region runs from base 317 to 3835 and encodes 1172 amino acids.
GGAAAGAGGAAAUUGUGGCAAGACCAACUGCUCUCAACUUGUCACUAAGUUAUGGUAUUUAAAGUAGAUUAAUAGGAUAACGUUUUAAAGUAAACUUAACAUCAGGUUUUUCUGUAUUUCACGUUCCGCCUUCCUCGCACUGCGAGGCCCGGGAAGGGGAAGUGACGUGCAUCCGGUGUAAUGGCGGCGCGGUGGAGCUCCAGGUAAUGUUUGCAAACAGAAAAAAUAAACUGUCAAGGAAUUCAUACUGUUUGGUACCUGUUAUUUGGACCAACUUAAGGAGUCUUUGAUUUAUCAGACCAACUGGCAACAAAAAAUGAAAAGUAGUGUGGCACAGAUAAAACAUUCUUCUGGUCAUGACAGAAGGGAGAACUAUAACUCCUGUCAGAGGACCUCCUCUCCAGAUGACAGAUAUGCAGAACAAGACCGAUCCCCUCGGGAUAGAGAUUACGUAGAUUACAGCAGGGCAGACUACGAACAUUCAAGGAGAGGACGUUCUCAUGAUAGUAGCAUGGAGUCGCGAAGUAGGGACCGAGAAAAACGCAGGGAAAGAGAAAGGGAUGCAGAUCGUAAAAGGUCUCGGAAAUCCCCAACUCCUGGGAGAAGAAGCCCAGAACCAUCAGUAACCCAGAGUUCCUCUGCUCAGGAUGAACCUACCGCAAAGAAGAAGAAAGAUGAACUGGACCCUCUUCUUACUCGUACUGGUGGAGCGUAUAUUCCUCCUGCGAAGCUCAGGAUGAUGCAAGAGCAGAUUACAGAUAAAAACAGCUUAGCAUACCAGAGGAUGAGCUGGGAGGCUCUAAAGAAAUCAAUCAAUGGUCUUAUCAACAAAGUCAACAUUUCUAAUAUAGGUAUUAUUAUUCAAGAACUUCUUCAAGAAAAUAUAGUUAGAGGAAGAGGACUGUUGUCCAGAUCUGUUUUGCAAGCACAGAGUGCUUCUCCAAUCUUCACCCAUGUUUAUGCAGCAUUAGUGGCGAUUAUCAACUCAAAAUUUCCACAAAUUGGAGAAUUAAUCCUCAAGAGGUUAAUUCUUAAUUUUCGAAAAGGCUAUCGAAGAAAUGAUAAGCAACUUUGUCUGACUGCUUCAAAAUUUGUGGCACAUCUUAUUAACCAAAACGUGGCACAUGAAGUUUUGUGCCUAGAGAUGCUCACUUUGCUCCUGGAAAGACCAACCGAUGAUAGUGUUGAAGUAGCUAUUGGUUUUCUCAAGGAAUGUGGCCUCAAAUUAACACAAGUGUCACCAAGAGGAAUCAAUGCUAUAUUUGAGCGCCUUCGAAAUAUUCUCCAUGAGUCUGAAAUUGACAAAAGAGUUCAGUAUAUGAUUGAAGUGAUGUUUGCUGUACGAAAGGAUGGAUUUAAGGACCACCCUGUUAUCUUAGAAGGACUUGACUUAGUAGAAGAAGAUGAUCAGUUCACUCAUAUGCUUCCUCUGGAGGAUGACUACAAUCCAGAAGAUGUUCUUAAUGUUUUCAAGAUGGAUCCUAAUUUCAUGGAGAAUGAAGAGAAGUACAAAGCUAUUAAGAAAGAAAUUCUUGAUGAGGGAGAUAGUGACUCAAAUACAGACCAAGAUGCUGGAAGUAGUGAAGAGGAAGAGGAAGACGAGGAGGAAGAGGGAGAAGAAGAUGAAGAAGGACAAAAAGUGACUAUUCAUGACAAAACAGAAAUUAAUCUAGUCUCAUUUCGUCGUACAAUUUAUCUUGCUAUUCAGUCAAGCUUAGAUUUUGAAGAAUGUGCUCACAAAUUGCUGAAAAUGGAGUUUCCUGAAAGCCAAACAAAAGAACUCUGCAACAUGAUACUUGAUUGCUGUGCCCAACAAAGGACAUAUGAGAAAUUUUUUGGCUUAUUAGCUGGGCGAUUUUGCAUGCUAAAAAAAGAAUACAUGGAAUCCUUUGAAAGUAUAUUCAAAGAACAAUAUGAUACCAUCCAUCGCUUGGAAACAAACAAAUUGAGAAAUGUUGCUAAGAUGUUUGCUCACCUUUUAUACACUGAUUCACUUCCAUGGAGUGUUCUUGAAUGUAUAAAACUGAGUGAAGAAACUACUACAUCAUCCAGUAGAAUUUUUGUUAAAAUAUUUUUCCAAGAGCUGUGUGAAUAUAUGGGUCUUCCUAAACUUAAUGCAAGACUGAAGGAUGAAACCCUACAGCCAUUUUUUGAAGGGUUAUUACCCCGAGAUAAUCCAAGAAACACUCGGUUUGCCAUCAACUUCUUCACGUCUAUAGGACUUGGAGGUUUAACGGAUGAAUUGCGCGAACAUCUCAAAAAUACACCAAAGGUCAUUGUGGCACAGAAACCAGAUGUGGAGCCAAAUAAGUCCUCCCCCUCCUCUUCCUCUUCCGCAUCCUCAUCUUCAGAGUCUGACUCUUCUGCCUCUGAUUCGGACAGCAGUGACAGCAGCUCCGAGUCUUCCAGUGAGGAGAGCGAUUCUUCAUCCAGCAGCAGUCAGAGCUCUGCCUCAGCUAAAGAUAAAAGAAAGAAGGGACAGGGGAACACCAGAAGUAAAGAAGUAGAUAAGUUGAUCAGGAAACAGCACGCACAUGAUAGGAAACAAGAAGAAAGAAGACCAGAGCAAAGGCAUCAGGAAAUAAGGACUGAAAGAGAAAGGAUGUCAGAAAAACAUAAAGAUAAAAACUCAAGAGAGCCAAAUUGGAGAAAUCCCGUAACAAAAUACAGUGCAGACAGAGGUGUCCCUUCUGAACGAAAUAGUUACAGUAGAAUCGUGAAUGACAGAGACCAAGAAAUGCACACAGAUUUGGAAAAUAAGCAUGGUGAUCUCAAAAAGAAGAGAGGAGAGAGAAGGAAUUCUUUUUCCGAAAAUGAGCACCGGCACCGAAAUAAGGACAAUGAACAUUUUAUAAGAAAAGAUAGGUCAAAGUCAAGAGAAAAGAACAGGAAACAUUCGGGUUCUAGAAGUGAUGAGGAUAGGUGUCAGAAUGGUGCUGAGAAGCGAUGGGAAAAAUCAAGCAGACGCGCUGAACCCUCCAGAGAAUCCAGGAAACAUCCGGACCGGCGAAGAGAAAAGUCUCCAACAAAUAUUUUUCUUAAAAAGGUGAAAAUGAAACUCUUAUGGGUAGAUUUCCGAAGAGGGAAAGGAGAGGAGGAUAAAUUGUAUUUGUGGCUCAUGAAAGAUCCGCAUUGCUCACCUAGUCUAGAGGCCCGGCCAUUGCCUCCCCAGGCGGUCACGGCCAGCCGCUGCCACGCCAGCACCUGCACCACUGUCCGCAUGGCCAAUCUUACAACACAGAAUGUAUUACCAGUGUUCAAAGCCCUGUAUGCAAAUGAUCCAAUGCUUUACUUGAUCCCACGGUCCCCAGGGACAGUACCUGUGCCUCACCUGGCAGGGGUCUGCAGCAACUCCAGACUCUCUAGGUAUGCCCAGAAGGAACUUGAUACUGCCGCCAUUCAUCUUCCCCGAAAGAAGUGUUUACAUCAGAUGUUAUUCCAAGAGCAAGGAGUGAGGACUGAAGGCUACUUUGAUGACUCCUGGCCUGGGAAGCAGGGCUCUACCCUCCUGUACUGCUACCCUUACACCAUCACUUCUUCCUUCUCCAGCACUAUAUCUCCUCAUGAACUGCUGAAACAGGUGAAUCGGUGGUGUUGGGAGUGGAACAUCGUCUCCAUCUUCACGCUUAUCUACAGUGAGGAGAGGAUGGCAAAGGAGCUGGGGAUGCUACCAGAAAUCCAGAGGAGCAGAAGCCCCCCGCCCCCAAGCCUUUCGGAUCCGCGGCGAGGCUGCGAUGCCCUCAGCGCUGCGGGCCUUCCCGGCUCCGCCAGCAAUGCCCAGGCUGCUCAGCGUGGUCUUCCAGCCGAGAGCGGGUCAAAGAGGGAAAGCACAUAG